AUGAUUACAGUUGGAAUCCUACUUGCAACCAUAGCUCCUUUCGGAACGAUUCGAGAAUGGCCAAUUGAAAACUUUGUUAAUUAUGAAGUUCCGGAUAGCGUAUCCGCUCUUCUUAAAUACAACUACUACAUUCCUAUAAUAGCAUCAAUAAUUUCAAUUAUAUUGGUACGCUUUUCAUGUAACUAUGAAACACCGCAAUAUUACGUUUCGCAUAGAAGACUAAACGAUGCGAUAUCACUACUCAAACUUUUACACAACAAAGAAAAUGUUGACGAGGAAUUAACAGAAAUUAUUAAGUCAAAUCAGCAAGCCAACAAUGUAAGAAGACAGAAAAAAAACUUCGUACAUGGUCUUAAACAAUCUAAAAACCUAAGAAAAGUUUUACUUUUCGGAAUAUUCUUAAGCACUUUUCAACAAAUUACGGGUAUUAACGUAUUCAUCACGUCUUCAAACCUUUUAUUCAGACUUGCGGGUUAUACAGGUGACAAACCUAUGAUUAUUAGUCUGAUCAUGAAUGCCGUUAACUGUUUGGUAACUAUUCCAGCAUUGUAUUUGAUCGAAAAACUAGGAAGACGAACUUUAUUACUUAUUGGUGUUGGUGGAAUGACUUUGUCUAUUUUACCUGCUGCUAUUGCUUUUUGGUUCAAAGAUGAAACAAACCAUAUCGCGAGAACUUUAGCAACAAUUGGUUGCAUAGCCUUUAUUAUCUCUUUCGCAAUAAGUUAUGGUCCGAUUCUGUGGGUGUAUCUUGCUGAAAUUUUCCCGGUCGAGUUUAAGUUUCAACUCAACAGCAUUUGCUUAGCACUUAACUGGUUUUUCGCAGUUUUAAUGGUUUACAUUGCACAAUAUUUGUAUAUUAGAGUUAGCUACAGCGUUUUAGCUGUCGCAUGUUUGAUAGCCUUCAUUGUACUUUGGUUUUUUAUGAAAGAAACAAAAGGAACAGUUCUUGGCAAUAUUGCCGAAACUUCUCAUACAAAACAAUCAAUGGAAGUUUCAGAAAAUAUAUAA
Molecule: messenger RNA, 1008 nt
Organism: Dermatophagoides pteronyssinus (European house dust mite)
Lineage: Eukaryota; Metazoa; Arthropoda; Arachnida; Sarcoptiformes; Pyroglyphidae
Product: sugar transport protein MST4-like
Source: RefSeq, a predicted model, not a curated record